Colletotrichum truncatum is the source of this 840-nucleotide messenger RNA. RefSeq lists its product as uncharacterized. The record is from RefSeq and is a predicted model, not a curated record. NCBI's taxonomy places the organism in Eukaryota, Fungi, Ascomycota, Sordariomycetes, Glomerellales, Glomerellaceae.
AUGAAUCCUCGGGAUCGAGAUACCCUCGGUACGGAAACAUGCGGAUUCUUCACGCUUUCAGUCGAUAAAGAUUUCUAUUACACACGUGUCUGUGACGAUCUACGUAACCAGUGUUUGAUUUCAGGGUCAUGGCUUGGCUGUGCAGAUAAACCAGCGACCAAAUGUUUCGGUGGUUCUGCUCCCGAAUGCGCACCUGGAAAAGUACCGGGCUCUCAAACCAUGUGUUGUCCUAAAACCCCCGGUAGGAUUGGGCAAUGCCAGACCUUCCUACGGAAUGAGGGCACAUCCGGUACGAAGACGCUCCUUGGAUGCCGUGACGAGGGUCUCUCUUGGGAGCCAACCGUGUGGUUGAGUACCACUGUGAAGACAGAAUCAAGAACCUCAGCCAGCGUAAGCCUGACGUCGUCGACCUCAUCUUCUGGGACAUCGUCCUCUUCGACUUCCCAGAGCGAAUCAUCGUCAACAUCAUCACCCUCACUACCAUCAUCGACAUCUACACCCACGUCGCCAGUGGGUACCAUCGUGGGAGGCGUGCUAGGGGGGAUGGCUAUACUGGCUAUCACGGGGUGCACCGUGAUGUGGCUUGUCAUGCGUAGUAGGGGAUGGGGUCCUCUGCGCCGGCAGUGGCCAGCGCCCCCCCAGGAGCUUCAAGCGGACCUGCCGGUUAUCCAACAUGGCCCGCAAACAGAGGGGUACGAAGAACACUCAAAGAGUUGUCCCUUGUCGCCGAUAUCUCCGUUGAGUGAGUCGCAAUUUGAAGGUCAACAAAUUGAGUCAAAACAGCAGCUGCCGAAGGGCUUGAAUGUUGGGAGUCCUUGUAAACCGGCGGAGCUAGGGUAG